Molecule: messenger RNA, 540 nt
Organism: Pelobates cultripes (western spadefoot toad)
Lineage: Eukaryota; Metazoa; Chordata; Amphibia; Anura; Pelobatidae
Source: the annotation of a GenBank genome assembly
AUGCCGCUACGACAAACGGAGCGCCGAGCGGUGGUACAUGAAAUGGCGGACGCACCUGCGCCUGUGAAACAGGGCCCAGUGCCGCAUCAAGUUGACCUUGAAGCAGCCUUCAACCACUUUUGGACGACCUUAACGGACAGGAUGAAGCGGGCGCCCCCAGCAAAAUUACCAAGGGUGAGAGAGCAGACACGCGGCGGAACAAGGUCCAAGAGAUCCCCCAAAUGCAAACCACCCUCAGGGUCAGCAAAAUGUAAUACCUUGUUCCUUCCUGGGUCUAGGGCCACCUGGGAAAUACCCCCAAUGCAUCAACCACACAAGCAGAGACGACCGACACACAGACACCUACCCCAACACAGCAUAGCCCCCUGCAAAUUCCUGAAUGGAUGGAACUUGGACUCAGGGAGACUCCAAGUUCAUGGCAACAUGAUGUGGGAACAAGCCUGGUGCAUGGGGAAUGCUUCACUUCUGAAACGCAGCAUGGCUCACGACUGUGGACAGUACACAUGUGGAAGAUGGGCACACAGCCAAGGUAUCGGCUGA